This is a messenger RNA of Cololabis saira (Pacific saury), 3461 nucleotides long. RefSeq names its product solute carrier family 28 member 1 (gene slc28a1). Lineage: Eukaryota; Metazoa; Chordata; Actinopteri; Beloniformes; Belonidae. The coding region runs from base 205 to 2169 and encodes 654 amino acids. The record is from RefSeq and is a predicted model, not a curated record. Gene Ontology annotation, cellular component: membrane. The transcript has 18 exons. Gene Ontology annotation, biological process: nucleoside transmembrane transport. Gene Ontology annotation, molecular function: nucleoside:sodium symporter activity.
AAGACAUGUUUUGUCACAUGAUGCAUUAAAUCACACCUGAUGAAUGACACUGAUUCAUCCCCUCUGUGAUAUACUUACGGAGAAAUCUGAAGCUGUUUAAAAAAAAUAGCCUGAUAGUUAAUAAGGGCAGGGGCAGAGUAUAUUUCCCUGCUGAGCAUUUUACAGCUCAGCAUUCGACUGCUGGGUUUGGGAGAACACACAAUAAUGGCACAGAAUGAUGUUGCACUCGAAAAUGUAGUCUACGCCAAUGGAAAUGGAAUCGACAACAGGGCUUUUGAAAAUGGGGACGACAUUGUCACAGACACUGGCAGCAUUAAAAGUCAGACUAGAAAAGCAAAAAAGGGACUGGGCUCCUACUUGAGCAAAGUUUCCCAGCCAAUAAACGCCACAGAAAACUACAUCAAGGAUCAUUCAAAAACCUUCAAAUAUAUCGUCCUGGGCAUACUUGGAGCAGGUUAUGUGGCAUACUUCAUUGCAGCCUGUGUACUGGAUUUCCAGAGGGCCACCGCUCUUGUGGUCCUCACUAUUCUCGCUGUUGUUGCCAAAUUGUAUGAACUUCUUAAGACGCACAAAGGUGAAAGCAUCAGCCGUUGUUUUAGACCAGCUGUCAGAUGCUUUAAAUCCAACUUGAAAUGGCUGAAAUGGGUUUUUAUCGUGGCGGUCUUGGCCCUGCUUGUGGUGUGGCUGGUUUUAGACACCAGUAAGCGCCCCGAACAGCUCAUUUCAUUCGGAGGUGUGUGCAUGUUUGUCGUGCUUUGGUUCCUCCUCUCGGCACACAGGGCAAUGAUAUCAUGGAGGCCGGUGUUUUGGGGUCUUGGAAUGCAGUUCUGUAUUGGCCUCUUUAUCAUAAGAACAGAGCCCGGGCUUAUUGCUUUCAACUGGCUUGGAAAACAAGUACAGAUAUUCCUUGACUACACCAAGGCAGGGUCAUCGUUUGUUUUUGGGGAUCUGAUCAAUAACAUUUUUGCCUUUCAAGCUCUGCCCAUCGUGGUUUUCUUCAGCAGCGUGAUGUCAAUCCUUUACUUUUUGGGUGUAAUGCAGUGGAUCAUCUUAAAGAUCGCAUGGGUAAUGGAGAUAACGUUGGGAACCUCUCCCACAGAGACCUUGAGUGUGGCAGGCAAUAUAUUUGUUGGGCAGACCGAAGCUCCGCUGCUGAUUCGCCCUUAUUUGAAUGACAUGACCAGAUCUGAGAUCCAUGCUGUCAUGACGGGUGGAUUUGCCACCAUAGCAGGCAGUGUGAUGGGGGCAUUCAUCUCCUUUGGGAUAGAUGCAUCUUCAUUGAUAUCGGCCUCCGUGAUGGCGGCGCCGUGUGCUUUGGCUAUGUCUAAACUCUCUUACCCUGAGACUGAGAAAAGUGCCUUUGAUUCAAAGAAGAGUAUCAAAGUGGCUUGUGGUGAUGAACAGAACAUUUUGGAGGCUGCUAGUAGUGGGGCGUCUGCAUCAAUAGGUCUUGUUGCUAACAUUGCAGCCAAUCUGAUAGCUUUUCUUGCCAUCCUGGCAUUCAUUAAUCAGGCCUUCAGUUGGCUUGGAAGUAUGGUGGGAUAUCCUUCAGUCACAUUUGAGUUAAUUUGCUCUUAUGCAUUUAUGCCCGUGGCCUUCAUGAUGGGAAUACCAUACGAUGAGAGCUUCACUGUAGCUCAAUUAAUCGGCACAAAGCUUUUCCUCAAUGAGUUUGUGGCUUACGAAAAACUUGCUGAAAUGAAGAGCAACAGAGUCAAUGGACUUGAUCAAGUAAUUGGAGGUGAAAUACAGUGGCUAUCUGUCCGAUCAGAGGUUAUCACCACGUAUGCUCUUUGUGGGUUUGCCAAUUUUAGCUCGCUGGGCAUUGUGCUAGGAGGCCUGUCUGCCAUAAGUCCAUCAAGAAGAAGUGACAUCUCAUCUAUGGUGGUGAGAGCCAUGCUCACUGGGACUUCUGUAUCUCUCAUCAAUGCAUGUAUUGCAGGGAUCCUGUUUGUUCCACCACUCGACUGCGUGGAGCUGUUUAAGCUCUCUGCCUUCAACGCCACAGAUGCAAAUGUUCAACAAUGCUGUCAAGAUCUAUUUCAAAGCGUUGUGUACAAUGGGACCAUCUGGUUCGAAGGAUCGUGGAGCUCAGUCCCAAACGUCACAGAGUAUUACUCCAGAUGUUGCCAGUGCUGCGGCCUUAUUGAUGGAGCGAUUUGUGUGUAGAGAUGGGUAAUGGAAAACAGUAGGCCUCAGGCAUGAACAUUUCAACAACUUUAUGCUGAACUUGUUUUCAAGCUUGCAACUGCAAUUGUCCAAGGUUGCCAAAGUUUCGACAUAGUUUCAAAUCUCUAUUAGCAUACGAUUGCUAACUUUCUGAGGACAAAAUCGAAACCUGACAAUGUUGAGCAGCUUUUACAGACUUGUGAUGAAACUGUCUGAGAGAAUGAAUGUACAGGCAGUUAAAGUUAGCUUCACGUGCCUUUAAACAGCAGAAUGUACUGAGGGGCUACUGACGUAGGCUACUACAUGCUCGCAAACCCCCAUUUUUUUCCUGACACAAAUCAACUGUAUAUACAUGGAAAUGCCACUUUGGCUUCAAUCACAACACAAAAUAGCAUAAAACAUUUUAAAUCAACAAACAGGAAGUUCUGUUCAUUUCUGACCAUCUGCACUGCCGUCUGCUGUGGCAUCAAUUCACCCAACUCAGUCUGCAUGAAUCUGAGUUUAGAGGCUAUUUUCAUUGUUUCAAGUCAUUUUAGUCCCCGACGUUCAGAUUACAAACCAAUACAGCAUUUACACCCCAUAUCUGGGUGGCUAUGGUGUCAUGGGUAGUGUUGGUUAUCGCAGGAUCAAUCCCCAGCGCUGUCACAGGCCAAAGCAUGCCUGGGCAGGAUACUGAGCCGUACUGUUCACUGACACUAUGACUGGCUGCAGCACUCAUUUGAGUCAGGUUGGACAUCCAACCUACUGUAUGUCAGAUAUACAAAACAUGGUGAGCUGCUGAGGUGAGUCGUACAAAAGGAAAGGAAAGGAAAGUGUGGAGAUGUUAACAUAUAUGCGGAAAUUACAGUAUGAGGUGCAAAUUUCUCACUGUCACUACGAUAUAUGGUGAUAAAAUGGAAACAUACAUGACAUGUCUUUGUGGUGAGACAAAUACUACCUACUGGACCAUUUGGAAACUUUCUUUGUAACUCAGUUAUAAAUACCUUUAUAUCCCUCAUUUAUAGUUCCUGCUCAUGGGCCAGUGUCUGUUUUUAUACAUUUGUAUAUUUCUGUGACACUUUCUGUAAAAAUGUAAAGCCUUUAUGCAUAUUGUUAAAAGAUGAUUGUAUCUGCCAUGUAUUAUAUUGUAAAUUAAUUUAAAUGUAAGCUUUUAUUUAAAGCCAGAUGUUAUUUCAAGAACUGCAACUAUGGAGAUAUUCAGACACUGACAUUUUAAUGAAUAAAUAAAACUGAGGGGUUCUUUUAAGAUGUUAUUUCUUAAGCGAUCUAACUAUUAAAAUAUUUGUUGAUGA